AAUGAGGAAGUGUUCUGCCCUGACACACGUAAACAGAACUGAGCUGGGUUUUGGCCGUCCGUCAUGUUGUCUUAACCUCCCGGACACCAGCUGCGGUUUACUGUAGAGAAAUGUCAGGACACGUCCCUGGUCUCAGUGAGUCUGUGGUGGUCCGCAGUCUCCGGCGGCUCCGAGAGCGGUACUUCCCCGACAGCAGCGCAGUCACAGCGGCUGUGGACACGGACCAAGAAGACUCUCAGCCGGGCUUUUUGGAAAGUUUACCGGUUGACCUACAGUUCUUGAUCAUGACCUUUCUGUCCCCGGCUGACCUCUGCCUGCUCGGAGCCACAUGUCACUACUGGAGAAGGAUGGUGAGAGACCCUCUGCUCUGGCGGUUUCUCUUACUCAGAGAUAUGCCUUUCUGGAGCUCCAUCGAUCAUCUGAGCAUGCCUCAGCUGGAGCUAUUGGAUGCACCUCUGAUUGAUGAGAAGGAAAGCCUGGAUGAUCGAGAAGAGGGGGCUGACACUGAACCUAGAGUGGAUUACAUGGCAGAGUACCUCAGAGGCUCCCCCUCCUGCAGACAGCAGUGGCUUCCUUCUGUAGCGCCCUACAAAGUGCUCACUUCCUUCCUUCAGUCCCUGGUGGUUUCAACUGAGCCUCGUUACGCCAUGUUUGGCCCAGGCAUGGAGCAGCUGGACGUGUCUUUUGUCACACGGCUCUUGUAUGCUCCAGACGUGCUUCCUGUGUCGGGGUCAGGCCACCCUCUCAGACAGAUCAAUGGUAUUGGCUCUGGUAUCAGUUUCUUAUUCAACAACCAGCACAAGCUCAACAUUCUGACACUGUACUUCAACAACAGGGCCGAAAGAGAGAGGGCCAGGGCCCAGCAGCAAAACGUCAACAACAAACUCUUCACAGUGGGAGUAGAUGUUGACUCUGGGGUCCCGACGUACACCCCGGCCCCACAUGUCCAGCAGGUGUGUCAGGAAGUCAAUGGUUUCAUCUACGUGGCCAAUGCGGAGAGAGUAGAUGAGGGUGAGAAUGAACCCGCUCAGAUCCAGGCUUUGUUGAGCUCGGCUUGGGGCUCUACAUCCAGGCCGCUGCUGGUGCUGUCCUGUGUCUCCAGAGAGGACAGAGGCUCAGAAACGCAGCAUGCUGGGAAUCCUAUUGCAAAGAGAGUGCCCUGUGUCUAUAUGGCAAAGAGACUGGAGCUGACCACGCUGGAAAACCCCUGGAUGGUCCAGGACGUAGUGGUGGAAUCACUAUCAGGUCUUCUGGAUGGCAUUUCUUGGUUACUGAGGUGCUCUGGUGUGAAAUUACACAGUAGAUAGUUGCUAUACAUACACUUAUUUGCUCCUAAAGAGUCAACAUAAAGAAGAAAAAACAUCAGAACAGUUCAAAAUACUGAAAGUGGAAUCUAAGUGGGAAAUGUAAAUAAAAAAAAUGGACAAAAGGACUCAAUCUGGAAUGGUAUGCAGAGGUGAACCAUGACUUAUCCAGAGAUUGCGUUUUAAUUUUCUGUGACUAUUUCAUCAUGGCUGAACAAACACGGACAGGGUCUUUGUACAGUAUAAUCUGCACUAUGUACUAUAUUGUACUUUCUUUUGUCACUUUUUGUAAAAUGUUGUAAAGUAGUGUCUGUUAGGGAUGUACCGAUUUAUCUCUUUCAGUUUGCAAUACCGAUUUUAUUAAUAGCUUUAAGAUACCCGAUAUCAACCGAUACCAGUGCAGAGAUAAAAACAGCAUUUACUUCUUAAACAAAAAUAACAAACAAAAAAUAUCCAAAUAUGUUAUGUAGCUGUUAUUUAUCCCACAAGUGCUGACAGAACAACUUUGUGUAAAUAAAACAUUAGGAGAUUUUAUGGGCCAACUAUGACCAGUAUACCGUAGUCUUAUUUCAUCAAUUUGUGUCCAGUCACUAUAUCCACUUUAUUAGUAUUAGUGCUGAUAUCUGAAAUCAGUAUUGGAUUGGUGUAUCCCUGGUCUCUUUGUAAUAUUAUUUUUUUAUUUGACUAUUGUAAUUAUUGUUUAGUUUUUUUUUUAUUUUAUUUUAUUUUUUUUACAAAUAAUACUACUGUAGUAUUGAAAUUCAUAUAGUUCUUAUUUAGAUAUGUACUGUAACAUUAUAAUGCUGUUAAAAUAAACAUGAUUUUGGUACAUAGUUAUAACUAAUGUAAGUAUAUAAGUCAUUUACUUUCAGAUCUGCAAUUUCAUGGUGUUCUCAGCACCUCUCACAGUACGGGAGGGACUUUCUAUAAAUAAUGGCCCACACCAAAUCCUAUCAUAUUAUAAUAAACCUCUUGUACAAUCUUAUCUUUAUUUCAGACUUCAGAUGACAAGAUAAUGCACUUCUCAGGAGCCAGGCAUUGUUCUAGUCUCCUCUGUAACCAUAGCAAAAAAGUAACCUGAACUUUACCUCCUCCACACAAUGCUUCCUUUAAUCGAAAUAAUUACUUUCACAGAUGCCUUCAAAAAUGAAAAGGACCAUGAUUGGUGUAAUUUAGAUAUAUUAAACUAGUUCAACCAGACUGAGAAUGCCUUUCUGACUAAACUUACAGAAAUGGGUGGAAUAGUCAGCUUUUGCAAAAUGGAGAAGUGAGUUCAUGAGCGUUUUCUGUGAUAUUGAACCUUGCUUAUUUAAAACCACUUUGUAAAUAAAUUGGUUAGUUAUCUGGGAACUUACAUACCAUCUCAAAAAAUUGUCAUGAAAAAGUUCAAAAUCAGUAACAAAAUAUUGAACUUUUCCAUGAUAUUCAUUUUUUUUAGACGCUCUGUAGUUUUGAGAGCUGUCUGAAUGCCCAAGAAAACAUUGACAAAUCCUGUGUUAUUGCGCUCUGAUCCAGUAUUAGGACCCACCAGUGAGAGGAGCUGCAAGGAUCUGGAAGUUUUGUACAGAUGUGGGUCACAAGUACACUCCCAGUUUGUUUAUGCUCUAAGUAACAUUGAGUUUUUCUCGAACGUAGCAGUGGUGAGGGUGCGGGGCCAGAGGUCAUGUUUUGGAAUGGACCAAGUGCCAGACUCCCAGCUGCACAAUCACAAAGAACCCCUGGGGAUUACGAGUCACAGGAACUUCAAAUGGACCGACCCGGGACAGUGCACUAAAAUCUUGGGUGGACCUUGAUGAAGUAUGUAAAAAUUGUUUAAUUAGUACAGAAGAUAUAAAUGAGUGAUAGCUAAAUAAAAAAAAAUAUACUGUAUAUUCCAUCCAUCCAUUUUCUUACACUUAUCUGGGUCUGGGUUGCGAUGAAAGCAGUCUAAAAAGGGACUCCUAGACUUCCUUCACCCCGGACACUUCCUCCAGAUACUGUAUAUUAACAUGAUAUAUAGGGGUGCGCAACAAUUUCAAAAUAUCAAUAUAUGUUAUAAUUUAAUGUGAUGAUACAGUAUCGAUAUCGUGUCUUGCUGUAUCGAUAUAUCACCAAGAGGAUUUUUUGGUAUAUUUUACUAAAUUAUUUUGUUACAGCGCUACAGUUUUGUUGCUUAUUCAGAGGAAGGAAAGUUGUUUAUGUGACACAUUUGUCAUUUUCACUAUUUUGAUGAUUAAAAUGUUUGUAUUUCAUAUUCCCUUUGCACAAGAAGUGGUUUAACAAA
Messenger RNA from Boleophthalmus pectinirostris (great blue-spotted mudskipper), 3567 nucleotides. It is a transcript of the gene fbxo4, whose product is annotated as F-box protein 4. Bases 111 to 1307 code for a protein of 398 amino acids. The transcript is spliced from 7 exons. Gene Ontology annotation, molecular function: protein binding. Gene Ontology annotation, cellular component: SCF ubiquitin ligase complex. Lineage: Eukaryota; Metazoa; Chordata; Actinopteri; Gobiiformes; Gobiidae. The record is from RefSeq and is a predicted model, not a curated record. Gene Ontology annotation, biological process: protein polyubiquitination; SCF-dependent proteasomal ubiquitin-dependent protein catabolic process.